UUUCACAGCGACCGCCCUUGCAAAACUGAUCCCUGAUUCAAGUUCAAGUUUCCCAAAAGAGAAAGAAUCUACUAGAUAUAGAUCUAUCUCUAGAUUCUAGAUCUCUAGAUAACUAGAACUAGAUCUACAUCUAUCUUCUAGAUCUAGAAUUUCUGCUGACGAAUUUUUCCGGAGGAAAGAGAGACAAACAUUCCUGUCAUUUCUGAGGCAGGGCAUCGUUGUGUUGGCCUACCGUAGGUUGUUUUGUUCUGGUCAGCGAGCUGAUCUCGGGGGUAUCUUGGGCGUCUCUCACUAUGGCCCACUCAGACCGCGGCGGGAGCCACCAGGGAGAGGACACAAAGACCCACCACCACGCUCACUUCCAGGAUCACAGAGACCAGGGAAAAGGGAAGGGAACUCCGUCCUUGAAGAAGGGCGUGCACUGUGUGAGGGUGGACUGUGACGAGGAAUCGGACGCCAGCGAUUGGCCGGGAUUUUGAACCACUCGGCAGACAUUGAAAUAGAACCAUGUGGACUCGUUUGUGUGUGUGAAUGGAUUCUUGAUCUUGGAUGUGCUCAAAGUGUAUGUCUUCCUCGAGAAGUGAGGCGCUCGGCGGAAUGACGAAGUCGGAGAAACGGACAUUUCACCAUCCUUGGAUAAUUCUUAUAAUUGAAUUGUUUUUGUGGGUA
Messenger RNA from Aplysia californica (California sea hare), 669 nucleotides. Its product is annotated as UPF0687 protein C20orf27 homolog. The record is from RefSeq and is a predicted model, not a curated record. NCBI's taxonomy places the organism in Eukaryota, Metazoa, Mollusca, Gastropoda, Aplysiida, Aplysiidae.